CGAGCUUUUGAUUUCUGAAGGAAAAAAAGAAAAUGCAAAUCGAUUCGUCAAAAUCCAUGUCAUUUUUCCAUGGCGUCAGAUCCAGGCAACUAAGUAGCUUUCCAGUUAGAAAACAAGCAUGGGUUGACGAACUAGCUUCGGAUUUUACUGAAAUCGGAGCCCUUGAAAAUAACGUUUUGGAGACGCCUCCUUUGGCCGUCUCAUUUUGCAAGGCAAGUAAAAGUUCCCAUAUUUUUGCCGUAUCUGACGAGGCUGGAUAUGUCAACCUGUUUGAUUCUCGUCGGAAGCUUUCUUCUGCUCCAUCUCACCACGAAAAUGCAGAAAAAGCAAGAAUCAGUGAUUGGCUAGCACAUCAAAAUGCCAUAUUUGAUGUAUGCUGGAUCAAGGAAGGUACUCACAUUUUAACAGCUUCAGGGGAUCAAACUAUAAAGGUAUGGGAUACCCAGGAUAAGAAGUGCACUGGUGUCUUGAUGGGGCAUACGGGAAGUGUUAAAUGUUUGAAUUCUCAUCCAACCAAUUCUGAUCUUAUUGUCUCUGGGUCAAGAGAUGGGUCCUUUGCCAUUUGGGACCUAAGAUGCAAGAUUGACUCGAAUAGUAGAUGCGAUGAACUUUGCCACCAAUCAACUUCCACGGUCAAAGGAGCUCAUCCUUCAACUAAAGCUAGGAGGGGUAGAACCGGCAAGGCUGCUGCUUCCAGCAUUACAUCAGUUAUUUAUCUCAAAGAUGAGAUUUCCAUUGCCACGGCUGGAGCAGCAGACAGUGUUGUGAAGUUCUGGGAUAUCAGAAAUCUGAAAUCUAAUGUUACUCAGGCAUGCCCGCAACCCAAGUCUUCAACUCAAAAGGGUAUAUCUAGCUUGUCCCAGGAUUUGAGAGGAGUGUUUCUCACAGCAUCAUGCAUGGAUAACAGGAUAUACUUGUAUAAUGUACUUCAGCUUGACAAGGGCCCAAUUCGAACUUUCUCUGUAUGCCGAAUAGAAUCUUUUUAUGUGAAGGCCGCGAUCAGUCCAGAUGGAGAUCACAUAUUAAGUGGUUCAAGUGAUGGAAAUGCUUAUACAUGGAAGGUAAACAAGGUUCAAGUGGAGCCUCUCAUCUUGAAAGGGCAUCAUGGAGAAGUUACUGUAGUAGAAUGGUGCCCAUCUGAGAUGGGAAUGAUUGCAACUGCAUCAGAUGAUUUCACGGUUCGGUUAUGGAACAUUGAACCCAGAUAUUGCUCGAGCAAGAAAUCAUCGUCUUCCAUCCGACGAAGAUUAACGACCAUGCCAACUGCAGAAAGUAGUAAACUAUUCAUGAACGAGAAUGAAGAACCGAUGACUCAAAUAAAGCAACCUGGUAGUCCAUAUUCAUUAGAUGAAGCAUUGUUCCAAAUUAACCCGAUUCCGGCCACUGCAUCUUUAUUUAGAACUCCCGAAGCCCAGAAGAGAAGGUUCUCAUCAAUUUCAGACUCGGAUGAGAACUUCGAGAAAACACCCGAAUCUGCAACGACGAGCCCAUCUUCAGUGUUGAAUCCUCCUUUGUCAUUGAAACGUAAAACUAUCCGUGAUUACUUUCUAGCAGCUCAAUGACACAUGGUGGCACACUGAAACCAGACUGUAAAAAAGUACUUGGAAU
Molecule: messenger RNA, 1608 nt
Organism: Hibiscus syriacus
Lineage: Eukaryota; Viridiplantae; Streptophyta; Magnoliopsida; Malvales; Malvaceae
Product: denticleless protein homolog
Exons: 15
Coding region: 33-1562 (509 amino acids)
Biological process (GO): proteasome-mediated ubiquitin-dependent protein catabolic process
Cellular component (GO): nucleus
Molecular function (GO): protein-macromolecule adaptor activity; protein binding
Source: RefSeq, a predicted model, not a curated record